Hippopotamus amphibius kiboko is the source of this 4524-nucleotide messenger RNA. RefSeq names its product zinc finger protein 81 (gene ZNF81). The record is from RefSeq and is a predicted model, not a curated record. NCBI's taxonomy places the organism in Eukaryota, Metazoa, Chordata, Mammalia, Artiodactyla, Hippopotamidae. Bases 426 to 2426 code for a protein of 666 amino acids. The transcript is spliced from 6 exons. Gene Ontology annotation, biological process: regulation of DNA-templated transcription.
CGGGGUUUAAUAGUUGUUGUCAAGAGAAUCCCAGUGCUCUGUGCCGGAGGGAUGUGGAGGUGAUGGGGAUCCGGGGAGGUUCCUCUUCAUUUUAGGUGAUAUUUACCCUUCCCCAACAAGAAUGACUAAAUCUGUAGUGCCUGUAUUUGUUGAUCGUAAUGAAAUUGUACCUCAACUUGGACACAGAGACACCCUCCUCUCCCUAGUUCCCUCAAGAGGAGAAACAGUUUUCACCUCUGGAUGUUUUUGAGGUUUCUUGGAGUCUCUGUGGAGCCCCUGGGCCAGAUCCCGUAGUGAAGGCUGCAGGAUCUUCCUUCUGGCCCCAGCAUCUCUGGUUGAGUCCACAGGUGCCCACCUGACGUCGGGUUCCUGGGAGGAGUGGAGUUGUCAGCAAGAGAGCCCAGGUACUGAGGCCCAGGGGGAAGAUGCCAGCCAACCGGAACGCUCCUGGGCCAUCCCUGGCCCUGACUACAGGGGGACGUGGCAACUCCUGUGAGGUGUCAGUGUCCUUUGAGGACGUGACUGUGGACUUCAGCAGGGAGGAGUGGCAGCAACUGGACUCUACUCAGAGGCGCCUGUACCAAGACGUGAUGCUGGAGAACUACAGCCACCUCCUCUCACUGGGGUAUGAAUUUCCCAAACCAGAGGUCAUCUUCAAGUUGGAGCGAGGAGAGGGGCCGUGGACGUUGGAGGAGGAAACCCCAUAUCAGAGCUGCUCAGAUGGAAAGUUUGGGAUUAAGACCUCACAAAAAAGAAUUUCUGGAAAAGUUUCAUUUCAUAGUGAAAUGGAGGGUGAAGAUACAAGAGAUGAUUCACUGUAUUCCAUUUUAAAAGAACUGUGGCCAGAUGCUGAACAGAUAAAAAGCUAUCAGGAAAAACAGAACAAACCUCUGAAUCAUGCUGCUUUCAUCAAUAAGAAAAUAUUGAAUACAGAGUGGGAUUAUGAAUAUAAAGACAGUGGAAAAUGUGUUCAUCCAGGCCCAAAUCAUAUUCCUUCACAGAAAAAACCCCAUAAACGUGACUCAUUUGGAAAGAGUUUAAAGCAUAAUUUAGAUGUACAUAUUCAUAGUAAAAACAAUGCAACAAAGAACUUUGAUAAAAUUAUUGGACAUGGUCAAGUUUUCACCCAGAGCUCUUCUUAUACUAACCAUGAAAAUACACAUACAGGAGUGAAAUUCUGUGACAGCAAUCAGUGUGGAAAAGUCUUCAGCCUCAAACAGGCACUCAGUCACAAUCUGAAAUUUCCUGUUGGGGAGAAAGAUAUGUGUACUGAACUUGGGAAGAUCUUCACCCAGAGGUCACACCUCUUCGCACCUCAGAGAGUUCAUACUAUGGAAAAACCUCAUGAGCUUAGCAAAUGUGUGAAUGUUUUUACACAGAAGCCACUACUCAGUAUAUAUUUGAGAGUUCAUAGAGAUGAAAAACUAUAUGUGUGUUCUGAGUGUGGGAAGGCAUUCAUCCAAAAUUCAGAAUUAAUUAUGCACGAGAAAAUUCAUACUCGAGAAAAACCCUAUAAAUGUAGUGAAUGUGGAAAAUCAUUUUUCCAAGUGUCAUCUCUACUUAGGCAUCAGACAACCCAUACUGGAGAAAAACUUUAUGAAUGCAGUGAAUGUGGGAAAGGCUUCUCCCUGAACUCAGCCCUCAAUGUACAUCAGAAAAUUCAUACUGGAGAGAGACACCACAAGUGCAGUGAGUGUGGGAAAGCCUUUACCCAAAAAUCAACACUCAGAAUGCAUCAGAGAAUUCAUACAGGAGAGAGAUCCUACAUAUGUACCGAAUGUAGGCAGGCCUUCAUCCAAAAGGCACACUUGAUUGCACAUCAAAGAAUUCAUACUGGAGAGAAGCCUUAUGAAUGUAGUGACUGUGGGAAAUCUUUCCCUUCUAAGUCACAGCUCCAGAUGCAUAAGCGAAUUCACACAGGAGAGAAACCCUAUAUAUGCACUGACUGUGGGAAGGCCUUUACUAACAGGUCAAAUCUCAAUACUCACCAGAAAUCUCAUACUGGAGAGAAAUCUUAUAUAUGUGCUGAAUGUGGGAAGGCCUUCACAGACAGGUCAAAUUUCAAUAAACACCAGACAAUUCAUACUGGAGAGAAACCCUAUGUUUGUGCUGAUUGCGGGAGGGCCUUCAUCCAGAAGUCAGAGUUAAUUACACAUCAGAGAAUCCAUACUACAGAGAAGCCUUAUAAAUGUUCUGACUGUGAGAAAUCCUUCUCCAAGAAACCACAUCUCAAAGUACAUCAGCGAAUUCACACAGGAGAGAAACCAUAUAUAUGUGCAGAAUGUGGGAAAGCAUUCACUGACAGGUCAAAUUUCAAUAAACACCAGACAAUUCAUACUGGAGACAAACCUUAUAAAUGUAGUGACUGUGGAAAGGGCUUCACUCAGAAAUCAGUUCUGAGUAUGCAUCGCAAUAUUCAUACAUGAAAGUAACCCUGUUUCUUGAAAAUGAGAAAGCCUUAUCACAGAAAUCAGGUCUAAGUGUGUAUUAUAAAAUUCAACUAAGACAGAUCGUAUAUGAAUACAUUGUAUAAUAAAAAGAAUUCGUCAGGCUCUUUCACCGGAGAUGAGAAAAAUUAUUCAGAAGAGACCCUCUAAGAAUGCAUUGAAUGAAGGGGAAUUUCCAUAAUUUCACGGCCUCACAAAAUACAAUAGAAUUCAUACUGGGGGAAAAUGCUGUCAGUUUGAGGCAUUCGGAAAAGCCUUCCUGUAGAAAGUAUUAUAUAAGGCAAGUUACUACCAGAUUCUUUAUAGAUGGAGUACACAAAAUUAUAUAAAUGGCAGUAGUGUUUACUGUGUUUUAUUAAGCAAUUUAAAGUGGCAACCAAAUGAAAGGUAGGACAACAAAAUGAUAUAUUUGAUGUGUAGACCUGCUCUCAGUUCUGUAGGGUGUUUGUAGCAGAACACAUUGUACCAUGGGAAGAAUAAUGAAUUGAAAUUCUGGUUUUUUGGAUUUAAUGUAAUUGUGUCUGUCACAUAUGUUUCCUAUUGAAUAUUUUGUUCAUUUGAAUCCACGAUUUUAAAGUCAUUAUGGUUUUAUAUAUACACAUAUCUACUGACAUAAUUUUACACAAACACAAAAAUAUAAUCCUAUCAUACUGGUUUCCAUGACAUCAUAUUUUUAUCUUCCUUCAUUGUGGUACAAUGCAAAAUAGCCACAGAUCUCUUCCAUCCUUUUCUGCACACCACCCCGCUUUUUAAUAUUACUUUGUUGUUUUUCUUAUUAAGAGGUAGAGAGCUCUCUCUCUACUUCUUGACUCUGAACUUGGCCAUGUGACUUGCUUUGGCCAAUGUACAUUAACAAAGAGAUUCAAGAAGAUGCUGGAGAAGUGUGAAAAGCCUGCCUUGAGGCUUACCCUCUCUUGCUGCUCUUUGGAAUUCUGAGACCUUUGUAUGAAGAAGCUCAGAUUGCUGAGGGAUGAGAAACCAUAUGGAACAAAGAUGAGCCAGCCCAGCUGAAGCCCCUUAGACCAAAUGCCAGACAUGGGAGUGAGGCCUUCCUCAACCUCCAGCCCCAGCCAUGCCGGCCCACACCAGAAGAGCCACACCAGUUAUCCCAGCCAACCUGGAGAAUUAUGAGACAAAUAAAAUGAUUAUUGUUUUAAGCUACUAAGUUUGGGGUAGUCUGUUGCACAGCAAAUGCUAAGUAAUACCUAAAAAUGUAUGCCUACUGGGGGUAUUGUAUCAAAACAUAAGACAUAUGGCAUUAGCUUUGAGCCUGGGCAGCAGGUGGAGACUGGAAAAACAAUGAGGAAAACUGUUAAAGUCUGGAAAAGAUGGCAGUCUGUGCUGUUUAGUAAGGGGAAAAAAUAGCAAAACAGUCACCAUGCUCUGUGGAAAGAUAGAGAAUGUACUAGAUGAACUUGUGGAUCUGGCUAAAGAGAUUUCCAACAGAAUGUUGGAAGUAUCAGUUUGCUUCUUUUAGCUGUGUGUGAUAAGGUACAGAAAGAAAAAUAACUAUUCCAUUCAGAAGAAAUACCAGAAAAGCCAGAACUUGGCUGGUUUGGAAAAUAACUGUUUCACAUCUUCAGUCUCUCCAGCCAUCAAAACAUUUUCAAGGUGAAAAAAUGGCCACAGGGUAGAGAUCAAAUCGUAGAUGUGGCUGUUAAGACCCUUUGUUAAAAUGUGUGAAAUAUUUAAGUUGGUGUUUGGGAGACCCUCUCAGCUAAGCUAAAAGCUUCUAAAAACUUGACAACAUUGUCCCAGUAGCCUGACACACUGCUCAAAGUAGGGAGGGCCCUGUCUUAAAAAGAAUUGUUGAUGUUGUAUUUGGGACAUGGAGUAAAUACAAACCAGAUCCAUAGAAACUUGUAACAUUUUUAAUGAGUUUUACUAGCAAAACUACCUCCAGGUUGGACUUAAAGAGACUGAAACAGUCCAAAAUGAAAAGUGGCCUCUGGACUCCCCUGUCUAACUUCUGUGAACAGGAAGCAAGCUGAGAAAGUUACUCAGCUGCAAACAUGGGCCAUUUCUUACGGGAAAAGAAGGCCAUCUCAGAGAGAAGACCCAAGAACAAUGUACUAAA